Molecule: messenger RNA, 1734 nt
Organism: Daldinia vernicosa
Lineage: Eukaryota; Fungi; Ascomycota; Sordariomycetes; Xylariales; Hypoxylaceae
Product: carboxypeptidase S1
Exons: 4
Coding region: 1-1734 (577 amino acids)
Biological process (GO): proteolysis
Cellular component (GO): fungal-type vacuole
Molecular function (GO): serine-type carboxypeptidase activity
Source: RefSeq, a predicted model, not a curated record
AUGUAUUUAUGGACUAGUAUUGCCCUCUACCUUAGCUUAUUUGCCGGAGCGCAGCAUAACGCGAAUGCCUUCACCGGGUUCGAUGAUCCAGUUUCCUGGAACAAAGUCCCAGCAGGAAUAUGUGGUGAUGCUGCCUCAUACGCCGACUACAUAAAAUUUGAGCCUAACUCUAUGGAGGGAAUUUCACACGACUAUCCUAUCAAUACAUUCUUCUGGUACUUCAAGUCCCAGAAUGAGCCCCAAAAUUCUCCCCUGAUUAUAUGGAUGAAUGGAGGACCGGGCGCUUCAUCCCUGUAUGGCCUUUUCACAGAGAACGGUCCUUGUCGUAUCAAUCGUGAACUUGCGCCGGAAUCAAACCCCUGGUCUUGGAACCGAUACUAUAAUGUACUCUAUGUCGAUCAGCCGGUCCAAACGGGCUUCAGUUAUGAUGUUCCUACCAGUGGUCUCCUUGAUCUAGAGACUGGCAACAUAGUUCCUUCGGCCUCCAAUGAUACUGGAAACAAUACUUUUAUCCCGGGUAAAUUCAGUAGUCAAAAUGUCAAGUCGACUGCAAAUACUACUGAAAUCGCGGCUAUACAUUUUUGGAAUUUUCUUCAGCGGUGGAAAAAAGAGUUCACUGAGCACGACACCAACGACAGCUCGAUUAGUAUCUGGACGGAAUCCUACGGUGGACGGUACGGGCCAAGCUUCUCUGCCUUCAUCCACGAACAAAAUCAGCGGAUUCAGAGCGGCUCUUUGGCCGAGGCCGAGAUUCUGAACCUCACGACACUUGGCAUUGUAAAUGGAUGCAUUGAUCUGCUCGUUCAAGAAACGGCUGGCCUAGAAUUUGCCCAUGACGCGAAUCCUUAUAAUAUUUCCGGUAUUACCGACGAGGAAUAUAAGAAUGCGUCUGGCGCAUAUUAUCGGCGACCAGGAGGUUGCCAAGACCAAAUCAAAGACUGUCUUCGAUUCGCGAAACUUUGGGACCCGGACAUGUAUGGCAACGAUGCUAGAGUCAACAAACCAUGCGAGGAUGCGAGCGAUUUCUGUCAAAAUAAUGUAGAGGGCCCUUAUUUGUAUCGCAAGAGGUCGGCAUUUUAUGACAUUGCACAUUGCUAUCUGGACGCGUUCCCCGGAAAUGAAUAUUUGGACUAUCUUGCCAACGAUGAUAUACGCAGCAAGCUAGGUGUACCCGUCAACUACACUGACAUAUCGAAUAUCGUCGGAAAGGCAUUCAACACCACAGGAGACUACUCGAGGAGGGAUCCAAACGGCUACCUCGAAGAUAUCGGUACGCUCCUAGACUCAGGUAUACAAGUAGCUAUACUGAAUGGCGAUCGAGAUUUCGCUUGUAACUGGAUCGGCGGCGAACGCGUUAGCCUUAAUAAUUCUGGGUACGCCGACGUGGUUAUACCCGGUUCCACGCCGGUAGGACAAGUACGUCAACAUAACUUGUUCUCUUUCACCCGUGUCUACCAGUCUGGCCAUAUGGUCCCAGCAUAUCAACCGGAAGUGGCCUACGCAAUUAUGAGCCGAGCCAUGCAGCGUAAGGACCUCGCUACAGGUCGUAUCAUCGUAACUGAGGACUACUCGACGAGUGGCUCUCCGAACUCGACCGUUGCCCUUGAAGCGCCUCCAGUUCCUUCGGUCACAUGCUACUUGAGAGGGAUGGGCGCCACAUGUGCGGACAAUCAGAUCCAGGCCAUAAAGGACGGGAGUGCUAGCAUAGACAAUGGCCUAGAGGUUUUGUCCUAA